AUGCUUGGGAAGAUUGCUCUCGAGGAAGCCUUUGCGCUUCCCAGAUUCGCCGAGAAGACGAAAUGGUGGGCGGGAAUGUUUGCCACAGAUACAGAAAAGCACACAGCAGAGAUCAACGAUGUCGGUCCAAUUCGACUGGACUUUGCAGAGAAACACGGCGUCGGGCUACAAAUCCUCAGCUACACAGCACCUGGCGUGCAGGAUAUCUGGGAUGCGAAAGACGCGCAGAGCCUCGCUGUUGAGAUCAACAAUUAUAUUGCGACAAAGGUGCAGGCUAAUCCAGAUCGAUUCGCCGCUUUCGCGACGCUAUCCAUGCACGAUCCCCAAGAAGCGGCCGAUGAACUGCGCCGUUGCGUGACGAAGUAUGGUUUCCUCGGUGCCUUGGUCAAUGACACCCAGCGCGCGGGCGAGGAGGGCGAAGAUAUGAUCUUCUACGAUAACGAGAAGUGGGAUGUAUUCUGGCAGACGUGCACAGAGCUCGACGUGCCUUUGUAUCUGCAUCCACGCAACCCAACAGGUAGCAUCUAUGAGAAGCUUUGGGCUGAUCGCAAGUGGUUGAUCGGGCCACCUUUGUCCUUUGCACAGGGUGUUAGUCUGCAUGUUCUCGGAAUGGUGACGAACGGAACCUUUGAUCGGAACCCCAAACUGCAAGUGAUUCUGGGACACCUGGGAGAGAAGAUCCCAUUCGAUAUGUGGAGAAUCAACCACUGGUUUGAGGACCGAAAGAAGUUGCUUGGACUGGCGGAUACGUGCAAGAAGACCAUUCGGGAGUAUUUCGCGGAGAACCUGUGGAUUACAACCAGUGGACAUUUCUCGACAACUACGUUGAACUUCUGCAUGGCCGAAGUUGGGGCUGAUCGCAUUUUGUUCUCGAUUGAUUAUCCGUUUGAGACGUUUGAGGAUGCUUGUGAUUGGUUUGACAAUGCUGAGAUGUCAAACACUGACCGGGUGAAAAUCGGGAGGGAGAAUGCAAAGAAGCUGUUCAAGCUGGGACCUUACAAGGAUAGCGAGGCUUAG
Penicillium brevicompactum is the source of this 1017-nucleotide messenger RNA. RefSeq names its product amidohydrolase family protein. Bases 1 to 1017 code for a protein of 338 amino acids. The transcript is spliced from 2 exons. Gene Ontology annotation, biological process: secondary metabolic process. Gene Ontology annotation, molecular function: carboxy-lyase activity; hydrolase activity. The record is from RefSeq and is a predicted model, not a curated record. NCBI's taxonomy places the organism in Eukaryota, Fungi, Ascomycota, Eurotiomycetes, Eurotiales, Aspergillaceae. Gene Ontology annotation, cellular component: cytosol; cytoplasm.